Molecule: messenger RNA, 2187 nt
Organism: Phalaenopsis equestris
Lineage: Eukaryota; Viridiplantae; Streptophyta; Magnoliopsida; Asparagales; Orchidaceae
Product: serine/threonine-protein kinase 38-like
Exons: 13
Coding region: 478-2115 (545 amino acids)
Biological process (GO): intracellular signal transduction; peptidyl-serine phosphorylation
Molecular function (GO): protein serine/threonine kinase activity; ATP binding
Source: RefSeq, a predicted model, not a curated record
GGAGGCGAAGAGAGAGAAAGUUUCCGUUGUCUUCGUUGAUUUGGGAGAGAGGCUCGAACAGGCAUAGGCGCGAAAAUGGCGGUUGGCGAUAGGUCCUUUUACCCCAUUUUUAUAUUUCGCAAUUGGCAUCAUUUUGAUUCCAGCGGUAUUUUGAACUACCCAGCUCCGAUCUAUCUGGCUCCCCUCUAUUCUUCACUGCCUAUAUCCCCUUCUUUCAGUUUCUUCCACGCCUCUCUUCUUUUCCUGCUGCCUUCACGAUUUCCAGAAGAAAAUUAAGAUUUUGGUACAAAAGGAAAUGAUUUUUUUUUCGAUUGAGGAAGUGGACUCAUCGAUUUCAUGAAUUUGUGAAGAAAAAAGGGCUUUUAAUGGUUCAUUGAGAUUUUCGUACGCCGUUAGGGUUUUGUUUUGCGGCAAAAGUUGUUAUAUAAAAAUCCAUUUGGUAUUUAUCUUUGUGGGGUGGUGAGGGUGGAUUCUGCCAUGAGUUGGUUUAAUAAGUUUCAUACUAAAGACAAGACAAAGUCCAGCCACAAACGGAGAGAUGUUGGAAAGGAUGUGGAUAAACCUACCAUUAAUGAGGAACCUCCAUCAAAUGCUACCAAACAGAGGGUUGCGGCUGCGAAACAGUACAUUGAAACUCAUUAUAAGGAGCAGAUGAAGAGCAUGAGGGAGCGCAGAGAAAGACGAGUCAUUCUGGAGAGGAGUUUGGCUAAUGCUGAUAUUUCCGAAGAGGAGCAAAAUAGCGUCCUCAAAGACUUGGAGAGAAAGGAGACGGAGUACAUGCGACUUCAAAGGCAUAAAAUGGGAGUUGAUGAUUUUGAUUUGCUGAUAAUGAUAGGCAAAGGUGCAUUUGGUGAGGUUAGAAUAGUUAGGGAGAAGGCAACGGGUAAUGUAUAUGCAAUGAAAAAACUCAAGAAAUCAGAGAUGCUGAGACGAGGCCAGGUCGAACAUGUAAGAGCUGAGAGAAACAUCCUUGCGGAGGUUGAUAGUAAUUUUAUCGUUAGACUUUAUUGUUCAUUUCAAGACAAUGAGUUCUUGUACCUUAUAAUGGAGUAUCUUCCCGGUGGAGACAUGAUGACUUUGCUUAUGCGGAAGGAUAUAUUAACUGAGGAUGAGGCCAGAUUUUAUGUAGGAGAGGCUGUUCUUGCUAUUGAAUCUAUUCACAAGCACAACUACAUUCACAGAGAUAUCAAGCCUGAUAAUCUUUUACUGGAUAGAAAUGGUCAUUUGAAACUCUCUGAUUUUGGGCUAUGCAAGCCUUUAGACUCUAGUUAUUUUAAUGAAAGGGAAUAUACUCUAGAGAAAAACUAUAGCACUGGUUCCUUGCAAAAUGAAAGAAGGUUAUCAACACCGAAGCGCACACAACAAGAGCAAUUACAGCACUGGCAGAAGAACAGAAGAACACUGGCUUACUCAACCGUUGGUACACCUGAUUAUAUUGCUCCGGAAGUUUUGUUGAAGAAGGGUUACGCAAUGGAAUGUGAUUGGUGGUCUCUUGGUGCUAUAAUGUACGAGAUGCUUGUGGGCUAUCCUCCAUUCUAUUCUGAUGAACCUAUGACUACAUGCAGGAAGAUAGUUAAUUGGAGAACACAUUUGAAGUUCCCCAAAGAAGCCAAGUUAUCUCCACAAGCAAAAGACCUUAUGAGUAAGCUCUUAUGCAAUGUUGAUCAGAGGCUUGGCUCAAAUGGUGCUUAUGAGAUAAAGAAUCAUCCAUGGUUUGAAGGUAUUGAAUGGGAUAGAUUGUAUGAAAUGGAAGCUGCCUUCAUUCCAAAUGUCAAGGAUGAAUUGGACACCCAAAACUUUGAAAAAUUUGAAGAGCCUGCAGCCCCAGUUCAACCUUCAUCAAGACCAGGACCAUGGAGAAAGAUGCUUUCUUCCAAGGAUAUCAACUUUGUGGGUUACACCUACAAGAACUUUGAAAUUGUUAAUGAAAAUGAAGUGAUUGAGAUAGCUGAACUAAAGAAGAAAACUUGCAAAUCAACUCAACGAUCAGUCAAGUCCCUCUUCGAUGCAGAGGAACAACAAUCUAAUGGUUCUAUUGUUGGAGCCUUCGCUGAGGUGCGGCUUUCAGAGACAGAAGAGUCGAAGAGACGCAGUUCAUCUGCCUCUACUUCCUAAUUGAAGAUGCUGAAAGAAGCAUAGACAAUGUGUACAAUUGUAUCAGUAUUCUUACCAUUGUGGCUGCAUGAG